This is a messenger RNA of Aspergillus luchuensis, 1437 nucleotides long. RefSeq names its product GIY-YIG nuclease family protein. The coding region runs from base 1 to 1437 and encodes 478 amino acids. The transcript is spliced from 2 exons. NCBI's taxonomy places the organism in Eukaryota, Fungi, Ascomycota, Eurotiomycetes, Eurotiales, Aspergillaceae. The record is from RefSeq and is a predicted model, not a curated record.
AUGGCUGAGACAACUAUGACAUCUCCCUUCUCCACUCCUUCGUUCCCUCGAAACAUUCCAUUAUUUUCACGCCUGCUAUCGGACGACAAUGACGAGGCUUCCGACUCUCCUUCGCCUACCGAUGUGGCUACUAUUUCGAGUGACCCUGCUCGACCUACAAGCCCCGGGGAUCGAAGCCCUUCGGUUCAGUUUGCAGCUAGGCGGGAAUUUAGACGAGGAGUGGCUUCUGUAACCUCAGCUGAACAUAUAGAACGCCCAGGAAACUCUACGUCACCGAAGUCUAUGACAGUACAGCAAUACAUGUUAGAUUCCGAUCCAGCUGACCAGAAUUUAACCGCUUUGCGGCGACUAAUGGCCGGCUCUCCUUCUUCUCUAUCACGAUCACGUGAGACACCAAGGAUCAGCGGUAGCAUUGUGAGUGCUGCCGUAUCACCAGGAAUGAAUGAUGUAUUUCAGGAUGCUGUAGAGGAGCAGAUUCAGGGUCCUGCAGAGGGCGACAAACCAAAAGUUACGACAGAGGCUAUUCUUUCUAACAUGCACAACAUCAUUCGGGGUCAUUACAACGAAAACAACAAGGGAUAUGCUUACGUUUACCGAGACAGUAAGGAUGAAUGUCAGCGCUUCAAGAUUGGAUCGACGGAUCGGCCAGAAGACCGCAAAAAAGAGCUCGACAAGCAAUGCAAACUCAAGGGCUGGGAGUUGGUACAGGAUCCUAAAAUGCCUAUUUGGGAGUAUAAACGACUCGAAAGGCUCGCCCACAGUGAGCUGAAGAACUUCAGAUGUGAUACUAUAUGCCCCGGUGAUGGUAUGAAACAUCGGGAGUACUUUUAUGGCUCAAACGCUACUGCCUCUGAGGUCUUAGGACGCUGGUCGCGGUGGCUAGUAAAUCACGAGCCAUAUGACAAGAAGAGCGAGCUGAAGCCUUUCUGGUCCGAUCGCCUUGAAUGUUUCACUGAUAACAAAAUGGCCUCGUUCUAUUUCAACUGCAGGAAAGCUACAUGCUCACAGCGAGAUUCCAGUCCCGUUGCUUGCCAGGAAUGUCUUCAGAGAGGAUGGAAAGUGUGGACAGAACCAAGGACGUUAGACAAGGUUAAGUACUACUGUCCUUAUUAUGCCGAGGCCGUAUGGGAGCGCACACCCGCACUGUCAACCUGUUUCUUCCUUAUGGUGUGGGGCAGAUUGAUUGCGCCGAUGAUCUUUGCUCUUUUGCAUAGUUCCGAACUUCGUGGAGGGUUAAUCGUGACUGACAUUAUUAUAUGCAUAUGCGCCCUCUUCUGUCACCUUUCCCAAAACAAGGCACCACAGGGCGAAUUUAAGACGAAGUACACCGGUAAGAGAGCUACGUCAGCUUCGGGACAAUCCAUUAUAUCUCCAGGGGUGUCCUCAACCAGACAUGGCCAAGAAGAUACUCCUGCAAAAAAGAGAAAGCAAUUAUAA